This is a messenger RNA of Camellia sinensis, 546 nucleotides long. The record is from RefSeq and is a predicted model, not a curated record. NCBI's taxonomy places the organism in Eukaryota, Viridiplantae, Streptophyta, Magnoliopsida, Ericales, Theaceae.
CAAUUUCUGCGUCUGCGUCGUUCUUACUGAGAUUUUGUUCGAUUAGCUUUGUACUACUAUACGUAUAUAUAUAUAGAGAGAGAGAGAGAGAGAGGGAGAGGGAGAGGGAGAUCAGAGAUGGCGAAUCAAGGGGCGAAGAAGCGAAAGGAAGAGAACAGUCGUCGCCUGAAGAACCUCCUUCGCUUCAUCAUCUUUUCCAAUGUUUUUUAUCUUGUGGUGAGGGCGGGGAUCUUCCAUUCUACUUUCAAGUGGAAGCAUUGGGUUGGCUUCUUGUUGACUUUUUUCACCUACGUUAUCCCCUAUCAACAACUUGCCACGAUGGCAAAACCUACAUAUUCUGAAAGUGGGGAGCUUGAAGAUGGUGGGUUUGAUUUGACUACUGAUGGAGUUUGCGGGAAUGUUUCCCUAAUGUUAUUUCUGCUUUUGUUUCUUCUAGGUUUCAUAUUUAAUCUUCUCUGGUUUGUUGAUAUUUUGGUUCCAUUUUUAUAUCUGAACCAAAACCCUUUUGCUUAUUUGUAAAAUGAAGUCUUUGAAAAGUGCAAUGAG